AUGCAUCUGCCAUAUCCAUCCCGCAAAGAUUCAAAUGCCGCGCGGUAUAAGCCGGCCAGGCCGCCAUCAGCCUCCUCAGGCUAUAUACCGCCCAUCCUUCGGCGAAUCAGGUUAAGAGGAGGACUGAUAAUCGCGGUCAUUACCUUUGCAUGCUUCUACCUCUUCACCUCGAUAUCUCGCGGCAGCACAGCGAGUAGGAGCAUCAAGCGUAGUGGCACACAGCACCCGAUAACUACGCAUGCUCCUACGGGCAACCCUCCAGCAGUACUCGUCACGGUCAUGGACUCUGGCCUCCACAGCAAUUCCUACCUGCAGACUCUAAAGGAGAACCGGUUAAUGUACGCCAGAAAGCACGGUUACGAGACGUGGUUUCCCGACAUCUUUGAGUACGACCUCAAGGGCGCACCCACAUCGUGGUCCAAAGUGGUGGCUAUGCGGCACGCCCUCACCAAGUUCCCGGAUGCAACCUACUUCUGGUUCUUGGACCAUGACACAGUUAUCAUCAACAUGGAGCCGACGGUGGAGGAGUCGUUAAUGGAUGCAAAGGCCAUAGGAGAUGUGAUGAUCAAGGAUCAUCCGGUAGUGCCACCCGACAGCAUUAUCAAGACGUUCACGCACCUGAAGGGCGAGGAUGUCGAUCUUGUCCUGACCCAGGACAAAGCAGGUCUUUCCGUGGGUAGCUUCAUUGUGCGCAACGGAGAGUGGGCUAAGUUCUUCCUCGAGACAUGGUUUGAUCCCAUUUACCGAAGCUACAACUUCCAAAAGGCUGAGGAGCAUGCUUUGGAACAUAUCGUUCAAUGGCAUCCUACCAUCUUGUCAAAGCUUGCAAUCGUACCGCAAAGGUACAUCAACUCGUACGACACGGGAGAGUCUGGGGAAGCCUACCAGGCUGGUGAUAUGGUCGUCAGAUUUCCCGCCUGCCCCAAGGUCGGUUACCCAGCAUGCGAGGCCGAGGCAGCGAAAUACGAAAAGCAGUGGCGUGGCACUAAGUCAUGA
Molecule: messenger RNA, 996 nt
Organism: Pyricularia pennisetigena
Lineage: Eukaryota; Fungi; Ascomycota; Sordariomycetes; Magnaporthales; Pyriculariaceae
Exons: 3
Coding region: 1-996 (331 amino acids)
Biological process (GO): protein N-linked glycosylation
Cellular component (GO): mannan polymerase complex; Golgi membrane
Molecular function (GO): alpha-1,6-mannosyltransferase activity
Source: RefSeq, a predicted model, not a curated record